GUGAAGGACGAAGUGGGAGAACUGUGCUAAACUGCGUACAUAUACUAACGUAUACCGUAUAUACUAAUGCACCACGUUAUUUUGACUAUUAGUAGUUAUAUACACAUAUUUCGGCGUGCGGUAUUUACGCAGAUGGAAAUCGAAAAGGAAUAAUAUUUAUAUCUGAACACACAUAUAUAAUUAUAAUAGUAACACAACUCUCUCUGAAAAAGAGGCUUUCACGAACGAGAGGAGAGCAUUGUGCUACGAAAGAGAGAGCUCAUUGCUUGGAUUUAUUUAAUAUGACGUCGGUUGACUCGGGAGUAGAAACCGGGAACGACUCGAAUGACAGUUCGAGCGUUCAGCACGAGACUCAGCAACAGCAUGUCACCGCCGGCCAGGUCACUAGCAGCAGUAUCAUUUUUCCCGAUUACGGUAUCAGUCCCAUCAAUAAUAAUGAAAUGAAAAUAGAUCAGUACUUUGAUAAUCGACCGUGUCAGAUAAGGAUGAAGUGUCCGAAUGAUCUGGCUUUGACGGUCCCGCGCUUGUGUUUCAAAACUGAUGGCUUCGACUUUACAGCUGCUUACAAACGGCAGGACAGAAUCUGGGAGGACAGUACUGUAUUGCAAAAUGACAAACUGUCGAAUACAGAAAUCGGCAAAAUUAAGCAGGAAAUGAAAACAUCAGCAGCAUGUGGAAUAUAUGAUGGAAAUGGAACUGAUGCAGAGUUAUUAAAAAAUAGAUCUGUUUAUCGUGCCAAAAUGAAAUCACGUUCUUGGUACAAAAAUUCAACUAAUAGUUUGAAAAUUGAUUUGCAAUAUUGGCGUGUUUAUCAUAUUGGACGAAAGAUGCGGCUGGCUGCUACUGUAAAUAAUACUAUGUUGAUGAGCUCGCUCUUACAGACUGGCGUAUCACCUAACAGUCCUGAUAGUGAUGGGCGAACACCACUUCAUCAUGCAGCUUGCAGGGGUUAUGCAAAGAUGGUUCAGUUAUUAUUGGAAAAUGGUGCAGAUCCGAAUCAACGUGAUUGUAUAGGCAAUACUCCGUUGCAUUUAGCGGCAGUUACUAGCAAGAUAUCGGUAGUAACGCUACUUUUAACAGCCGGUACUAAUGUUCUUGCAUUAGAUAAAUAUGGCUAUAAUCCGUUGCAAUUAGCGAAAGCGAAAUUGAGGAUGUUACGACGAAAUUAUAGUAAUAAGGAUAUGGAUAAAGUCAAACAGGAGAUGCACGAUAUAGUUAACAUGUUAUUGGCAUAUUUGCUGAAGCAAAAAAAUAUGCAAGAGCAGGUAGAAACAUUGAGCAAUUUUUGUUCGCGUCUUUCUUUAUCCAGCACCUCAGAUCAGGUUCAGGAUGAUGUAAAAGAUUUAUUGACCAAUAUAGAUUCUCUUAGUAUAACUGGUUAAUUGCUCCUGGUAGAAUAUGAUAUUAUAAUGCUAUACAUAAAUUGUUUAUAAAUUGAGUAAAAGCUCUCCUAACAUUUUUGAUAAAAAUAUGUAAUUUUUGGAAGUUUAUAUCUGUGUGUAUAUGUAUAUUAUAUAUAUAUACUUUAAAAAAAAAAAUGUUAAACAUAAUUCUUCUUUCUAAUUGUUUCAUGUUAUUAAUAGAUAUUUUCUUCCUUCUACAAAUAUGUUUAUAUUCAUAAUAUACUAAAUAUACAUAAUAUACAUUAUAUACAUAAUAUACUAAAAUAUUAUUCUUCUAAGAAAUGAAUCAUGAUGUUCAUGCAAUACAGAGUAAAUAGAUAAGACCACAUAUUAAUAUGAUACGAAGAGAAUAGAACUAUAAAAUAUAUGUAAGACUGUCGAUUAUAUAAGAUAGCCAGACAAAUUCUGUAAUAAAUUUUCAAGAGACAUUAUCUGGAAUCACAAGCUAGUACAUUUAGAUUCAACACAAUAAAAGACUGAAUAUCUCAUUC
This is a messenger RNA of Cataglyphis hispanica, 1894 nucleotides long. RefSeq names its product ankyrin repeat domain-containing protein 54-like. Lineage: Eukaryota; Metazoa; Arthropoda; Insecta; Hymenoptera; Formicidae. The transcript is spliced from 4 exons. Gene Ontology annotation, molecular function: protein binding. The record is from RefSeq and is a predicted model, not a curated record. The coding region runs from base 282 to 1382 and encodes 366 amino acids.